AUGUCUCGUAGAAGUUCUCGCCUGGUGUCCGGUGGUUAUUAUAAUUCAGAUGAAGAAUCUGACUCGAGCAGCGUGACAAACAUUUCCUACAGAGAAAACCCUGUCAAGGUUUUCAAGAAGUUGGGAGCUCGGAAGUCCAGUAAAGCCAAAAGCAAUGCUAGUUACGUUUCCUCAGAGACACCUGUCACUGCAGAUGUGAGUCUGACAAGUAGCCCCUUGAGCAGUCCGACUCAGCCAACCAUGAGGACUGUACCUUACACCCCUACUGUGGCCACACCUCGGCCGGCCCUGGCUCCAUCAUCCUCCCGUGGUCAGACACCCACACGAAGCUCCUCAGUUGCCCCGGAACAGAGCCGUCACGCCGGCCUCUGCAGCUCCAGUGCGCCGGCUUUACACUGCAGAGCCAACCACAAGGAGCUGAGCCAAAGUGGCGUGGACAGCUCGGGGUACUCCUCAUCUGAAGGCACCUACAGGAAGCCGUUACCUGUCACCAGUAAAACCAGCAGAAUCAGCAGCAGCAGUGGGACUCCCAGUCCUGGAUACAGAAGCAGAAUCAGGAGUGCCUUAUAUAGUCUGAUGGGUGAGCACUUUGUCUUCGUUAUCAUGCAUCUGCCUUUGUGCUGUGAGUAA
This is a messenger RNA of Nematolebias whitei (Rio pearlfish), 630 nucleotides long. Its product is annotated as mucin-5AC. The record is from RefSeq and is a predicted model, not a curated record. Lineage: Eukaryota; Metazoa; Chordata; Actinopteri; Cyprinodontiformes; Rivulidae. The coding region runs from base 1 to 630 and encodes 209 amino acids. The transcript has 3 exons.